AUGUUGCAACAUCAUGGUAGUCGAUUGAUAGAUUCACCGAAUUUUCAACAAUUAUAUACAAGUCGUUUUGUACCUUUAUUUAUACAUUUAAUUCUUUUAAUACUCAUUUUUGUUUAUCGUGAUGAACUUGUUAAUAAUUGUAGUAUUAAUGAUUAUGCAAAUGCAUCGAAUGGGCUUAUUUGGUCGGAUGCUUGGACGGGUGCAUCACUUGGUUUAGUUCUUAUUGAAAUGAUUUUAUCUCUAUCGGGUUUUUCAAUUUUUCGAUAUUAUGCUGUUAUUUUCUCAAUUGUAUUACAUUCAGCAGCUUGUGUUGUUAUCAGCGGAUAUUUUAUGUCGGAUAUGAGUAUUUGUAUGGGUUUACCAUAUUUAUUAUUUUUUUGUACGUUUUUACCAUUGAGGAUGGCUACAAAUACGCUUUCUUCUCAUUCAUCAAUUCCUCCUGGUGAUAUUUCAACAUUAAAUUCUUAUGGUGCAUUAUCUCAUAAUAAUGAUAUUGAAGUAUUACCAUCAACAACAGUAAUUAAUUCAACAUCAAUGCAUAAUAAUGAAUCUAAUUCUACUAUAUCAAAUCAUUAUAAAUCUCCAAAAACUUCUUGUUUAAAACCUCAACAAUCUGAAACAAUAUUUGCUAUAUUUUUAUUUACACUUGGUCUUAGUUUAUUAAUCUAUGUUAUUGUAUCAUAUUGGUUUACACAUAGUCAAAUAUCUCCAAUAAUUAUAUUUAUAUGUGGUUUACUUUGUUUUAUACCCGGUUGUUAUUAUUUAGUUGAACAUUAUUCAUUUAUAUUUAAAUGUAAACGAAAUCGUCAUCGACAAUUACGAACAAUUGAUGAAGAUGAUAUUAUCUAA
Rotaria sordida is the source of this 849-nucleotide messenger RNA. The record is from the annotation of a GenBank genome assembly. NCBI's taxonomy places the organism in Eukaryota, Metazoa, Rotifera, Eurotatoria, Philodinida, Philodinidae.